Messenger RNA from Phaeodactylum tricornutum CCAP 1055/1, 654 nucleotides. RefSeq lists its product with no specific name. The transcript has a single exon. The annotation marks the transcript as partial. The record is from RefSeq and is a predicted model, not a curated record. Lineage: Eukaryota; Bacillariophyta; Bacillariophyceae; Surirellales; Neidiaceae. Gene Ontology annotation, molecular function: protein binding.
ACAUCCGUAGCAGCAUCGCGUUCUGUUAUGGCAACCGGCGAUGAAAGUGGAUGCGUGCGGUUAUGGGAUACACGGCUGAUGGGAAGCUCCACAGCUUCCAAAGGAAUGCUACCGGCUGGCUGUGUGCAGCAGUGGAAAGAGCACAAUGAUUAUGUUUCGGCGUUUGAAACCUCGUCAGACGGAUUUACGCUUUUGGCAUCAUCGGCGGAUUGUACAAUGUCGAUAUACGACUUGCGCAUGGCGCAACAAGGAGAAACAGAUAAGACCAAAGUGGUGCGACGCUCCGACGACCAGGAGGACGAACUCCUUUCGUUAUUAGUUAUGAAACGCGGUAAAAAGGUGGUUGCCGGUACGGGUGAAGGUGUUCUGGCAGUGUGGAGCUGGGGGACAUGGGGGGACGUGAGCGAUCGGUUCCCCGGGCAUCCCGCUAGUAUCGAUGCUUUGCUCAAAGUUGAUGAAGAUACCUUAUUGACUGGAUCUUCCGAUGGACUUAUACGUGUUGUUCAGAUUCAUCCCGAUAAGUUGCUUGGUGUAUUAGGUGAUCACGAUGGAUUUCCAAUCGAAAAGCUAUAUUUCAACGCGGACAAGAGCUCCGUGGGUAGUGCCACGCACGAUAGAAUCAUUCGUUUGUGGGAUGCACGGGUCCUUCAGGAA